AUGUCAGACGGCGGACAGCAGCAGCGACGCCGCGACGAGGAAUUCACGCUGGAGGACUACUUUGUCCACCAGCACGCCCUACGCUCGCUGCAGCACCCACAGCCGGUGUGGCUCGUCGACGACAUCCUGGGUCUGCGUUAUCGUGCGUGUCUGCAGCUAUGCCUCACACCGACUCGGCGCCUGCGCCUCACAAACGACUGCGGUCAGCCGGAUGAAGAGCAUGCGGACGUGGGCUCUUGUUCUUCGCCCUCGCUGGACAUCCCCCUCGUGCGAGGAUGCAGCAUCGAUGUCGUUGUAUCCCCAACAAACAGCGGCGACAGCGCGCUCCGUAUCAUGCUCCCCACAACGCUCCUCUCCAUCGACGCGCCGAGAGAGAAUGAAGCGUCGCCGAAUGCAGAGUCCUCCUACUUCGUCGUGCCCGUCUCACCCAUGCCGUGCACAACGACCGCCGCGCUAACGCACGCGUGGGCAGCCGUCCUGCGCUCUCUGUGUGUGCCGCCGCGCACGAUGGCGAUCAACACCGCCGCCGCCGCACUGGCGGCGCACCCCACCUCCUCGUCCUCGACGGAGCACCACGCCGAUCCGCACGCUGCCGGCGCCGCGUUUCUGAAUGCGGCUGCUGUGGCGGGGAACGGAAGAGGUCGCACGACGUCGAGGCCCCUCAGCGACGCAGCCUGUGCGUCUCCGGCAGAACCCGAACCCACCGUAUCUUCACAAGCGAGGGCAACACCGACCACCACCACCUCCAACCUCCAACAAGCAGCUUUCGUCACGACGCCAGUGCGCACGACGCAGACAUCAGCGGCUGAACGUAGCGGCGGAAACUACCAGAUAUCGCACGACAACGACGACGAGGCCGAUUGUCAGGCAGAGCAACGGUCCCCACGGCGCGGGCACAGUCCCGAGAAGCCCCCACCGCUGCACCGCGUUCUCCCCACCACGACCAACGUCACGGCGGUCGGCAACGACAGCGACGAGGACGAACGACGCCUCGCGCUGCUGACGGUGGCGCUGCACGACGGCACGCGUGAAGCGGCAGAGCGCGCGGCGACGCUCUGUCGCUCCUUCACGCCAACGCGCUCCAGCCCCUCUCGCUCCUCGCACGCGGACAUCGACGCCGACGCUGCCGUGUCCCCGUACGUGCAGCCAGACGACAUGGCGCCGGCAGAGGCGGUGGUGGUGGUGGGUGAGGUGGACCUCGACCGGCCACCGACGAUGGCGCACGUCUCCAGCGGCCUCGUACCCUCUGUGCAACACUCGCAUCUGCUGCCCUCCAUCAUGUCCUCGAACGACGACGAGGACGAGGACGAGGAAGGGGAGGGGGAGCUAAAUGCAGAGGAGGCGCAGGGCGGUGCGGAUGCAAACCACCCCAACGGACACACCGGGUCGUAUGCAAACCUGGCCGACUCCUCACGGCCGCAGGCCCCACGCGGCGGCCACGUGUGCAACCUCGGCUCCAUCGGCCCGUCCUGCGGCGAUGCAGAGGCACUGCGUAUGUACAACGAAAUCCACGGCAGUCGCAGCUCCUCCUCCCGACCGUCCGCCGCCGCCAGCACCGACAGCAACGCGUCGUCGUUCGUGUCGUCGGCGUACGAGGCGGAGGAGGCGGGCCACCACCACCGCAGCGGCGGCCGCGGACGAGGCGAGGCGAGGAAAGCGGCGUCGACCCCCCCGUGA
Leptomonas pyrrhocoris is the source of this 1677-nucleotide messenger RNA. RefSeq lists its product as hypothetical. The transcript has a single exon. The record is from RefSeq and is a predicted model, not a curated record. Lineage: Eukaryota; Euglenozoa; Kinetoplastea; Trypanosomatida; Trypanosomatidae. Bases 1 to 1677 code for a protein of 558 amino acids.